GUCUGUUUACAUUCAACAUAAACCUUAAAUUUGUAUAUAUAGAAUCUAACAACUUAGUAAGUUUACCAAAAGAUCUAUUUGUGUCGAACACGAAUCUGUUAUCAUUGAAUAUGUACACAAACCCAUUCAUAUGCUGCCUCAUAAUUGAUUUUAAAGAAUGGGCAUCAAACCAAACACUGUAUUAUGAAGGAACAUGUACUGAUUCAAAAACCACCAUAGAUAUUCACAAUUUUAACGAGACAACCUGCAUAAUUCCAGGAUGGAGCCCUUGGAUCAACUCCUCAUGUUCUGCAACUUGUGGAGAUGGUGUCAUAAUCAAAACCAGAACAUGUGACAAUCCUCCACCGUCUGACGAUGGACUGAAAUGUGUUGGUUCCGAAAUUGAAACAUCACUUUGCAACUUAAGAAAAUGUCGAGCAUCAUGCCGUCGUUCAAAGAAAAGAUCAGUAGACCAUUUGGACAAUAAAUCAGGAUCAAACAGCCUAAAUUGAAAGCUAUGAACCAAACAAAAGAGACAAAUUUGAUUGAAAAAAAUGGAAACAAAGUGGAUCGAUUUCAUUCUUAUAUAAAACUGAGGGACAAUUUUAACAUGGUUUAAAUUUUAUGAUCAUCAUUGUGGGAAAAUUCAUUCUUUGCUUUCGUUUGAAAAUCUAACUUUCGAUAUCUUAGAUACCAUCUGUGUGGUUAACCUUCUCACGAGUGCGAACGUACUAAUUCUUACUUGUAUAAUGUAAUCUUGAAUUCAGUUAUUAGGUUAGAUGACUUUUAAUUGGACCUAUCAAAGCAUUUCAUCUGUGAUAUGUAUGACAAUAAAUUUGUAAAGAGUGAGAAUAAACGUUUUUUUCAUAUCGUUUGAUGAUAUUUUGUGGGAUAUACAUUAGUUACAUGUUACAUUUUUUUGGUGAUUUUUUGUGGGAAUAUUCAUUGGUAUUAUCAACUUGUAUUUAAAUCAUUAAUAUAUGUGAUUUGUUUCUUAAUAA
Mytilus californianus (California mussel) is the source of this 980-nucleotide messenger RNA. RefSeq names its product semaphorin-5A-like. NCBI's taxonomy places the organism in Eukaryota, Metazoa, Mollusca, Bivalvia, Mytilida, Mytilidae. The transcript is spliced from 6 exons. Bases 111 to 491 code for a protein of 126 amino acids. The record is from RefSeq and is a predicted model, not a curated record. Gene Ontology annotation, cellular component: cell periphery.